CAAUCAUCAUCUCGUCAGGCUCGCUUUGUCGGCUCUCCUUGCCCGCGUUCGCGGUCCCGGGUCCGCUUCUGUCGGUCGGAGCAAGAACGUGCCUGCUGAAACGCGCGGGAAUCCAGCCGCGACGACGCUCGACUACAAACGAUCAAAGAGAUGUUGUCAAAAUGGAGCUGGAUCGUUCUUAAUCUCGUUGUCUUUGUAACUACUGCCCCACGUAAAAAAACUCCCGUGGAAGACGAAGCUAAAGCUUUCUUCGAAUUAACCGAGUUAGAUUACGAAGAUGCAUGCUACAACAUUGCCAACGUUCAGUGGUCAUUUAUUGUGUCACCUUCCAACAAAACAUUAUCAUCAUGGGAGAUGCAACAAUGUAAUUAUACAGAAUUUACGAAAAUGCAAAAAAAAGAAGUAAUCAAUAAAAUAAAAAAUACAAAAGAACAGCUAGACUCAUCUCUGCAAUAUAAAUAUGAUGUAAUUGAAAAACCUGGUGAUACAUUAUUAAAAAACGAAGAUUGGAAAAAGUUUAUACAAUUCGCUGGCGUCGUGGAAUUGCAACGAUCAAUUAGUCACGUGAAUAAGUCACAUAACUAUUCACGAGAAGGUGUGGAAUAUUUGCUUUCUCAUAGUGGAAAAUUAGAAGAUAAGCAAGCUGCCUGGAACGCUUGGCAUCGUCAGUUUUUACCAUUGGUGGCAAAUUAUUCAAACAAUUUGCUGCUCGUUGCUGAAGCCGCAAAAGAAAAUGAUGUCGAAGAUAUUAAGAAUUAUUGGGAAAUGCUGUCAGGACACCCCGAUGGAUAUGACAAAAUAAAUAGUGAAUGGAGUCGGAUUAAUAAUCUUCACAAGAAGAUUGUAAAAUUUAUUGGUACAAACUUGGCUCGAAAAUACAAUAUUACUAUAAACGAUACGCUUCCAGCUUAUUUACUCGGCAGCUUACAAGGAUAUGAGUGGACAGAUAUAUCAUCAGAUAUUUUACCCCAUUCAGAGUUAAUUUAUGAUCUCAAAAAAAAUCUCUGGAAAAAGAAAUAUGUGGGAAAAUCUUUGUACAAGACUGCAUCCAGUUUAGGUUUAAUGUUAUUAAAACAAGUUCCACAAGCGGAAUUUUGGGAUAAGAGCGAAUUUAAUCAACAGUGUCCAUCUAGUUUAUUAAACUUUUGUCGAGAUGGUACAAUGAGAGUCUCUACUUGUUCCAAAGCCACAAUAAGCAAUUUCCUAACAGCAUACGAGGAUGUUGGAAAAGUAUUAUUCAAUCAAAUUGCGAUAGAAAAUACUCCCGUUCUCGAUAUAGUUAACAGAUAUUCAGGAUUAGAAGAAGGUAUAUCGACGCUACUUGGGAUAUUAUCAGUAAGCCCUGCGUGGUUCAAACAUACCGAUUUAAUGAACAGCACUAAGGAUAAUGAGCAACAAAUGAUCGUAUCUUUAAUGAUAACCGCUUUGAAUGUACUUCCUCGAUUAGCGUAUUAUUACUCUGCCGAUUUAUGGAGAUUAAAUGCGAUUCAAGAGAAUAUCACAGAUCCGAUGGAUUUGAUAACAUCUUGGUGGAAAUACAGGCAAGAAUAUGAAGGUGUUUCUUCUGCUGAUAUGGAUAAUCCUACUUUCAUGGACGAUAGUCAUAUUGUUAGAAAUAAACCAUAUCUUCCCAAAAUUCUUGGCAUAAUGCUGUCUUUCCAAUUAUAUGAAUAUAUAAUGGAUUCAACCGAAGUCCGAUAUAACAUCGAUGGAAAACUAAUGAAUGGCAAUGUAAUAAAAAUGAUUCAACAUAGCGGAUCUCGCGAAUGGCAAGAUCUUUUGAAUACAUUCGUCGAUAUAGAUGAUAUAUCUGCAGAUCCGCUCAGUCUCUAUUUUUCACCGCUGGAGGAAUUCAUUGAAGAAAAUGAAAACUUGGAAUAUAAAUCUGGAGCAAUGGCAGAUAAAGAGCUUGAAGAAUUGGAGAAACAUAUUUUGCGAGAAAUUAAUACUCCCACUACAACGCCUUCGAUUAUCACACGCAGGAUAACAACAAAAUCGUACAAGACAAUAAGUAACGCGAAAAAUAUGCAAUCAAAAGUAGAAAAAUCUUUAGAAUCUAAAUCAUCCAUAUACAUGGAAGAUAAGCCGCAAAAUUUUGGGCCCGAUUUAACAACUCCAGUUUCUCUUGGCAAAACGUCAACGCCGGAUAUUUUGAACAGUACAGAAAAUAGCACACCAAAGAUUAGUACUAGUAAAGCGGUAUGGGCUAUAAGCGCGAUUCUUAUUGCGAUAGUAGUCAUCUGUAUUAUUGCGAUUUUCGGAAGACGAAGAUGUCGUAAAACGCCAAAAAAUAGACGAUACGUUUAGCGAUAUAAAUUUUUGUUACUAAACAUAUUUAUUUCUCGCAUUUAGGCGUUAAGAGAAUUUUGAUCAUUUAAUUUAUUAUCGCAACAAUUUCUCAUUAAGGGAGUAGUUUUCUAAUCGCUCUUUGGAGUAUUCGACCUCGUGCAUUCCUUAGUAAUGUUCCUUGUAUUUUUUUUCGAACAUCACUAAUGGUUAACUAGCUCAAUCACAUUUGCCUUGUAUCUCUACCUCCAAAUCUUAUCCAGAAAUGAACUUUUACUUCUUACAUAUUUAAAAAAUUCUGAUACUAGAUAUUUCUUUCUUGAUCGAUUUAUUAAUUAGCCUAUCAUUGUAGGUAAUUAAAAUAAUACAAGUAGUGUCGGACACGAAGUAUCUGAAACAAAUAAGUUUUCAAUUUUUAUAUAUAAUAUAAUUAUAUAUACAAAAUACGAGUAUUGUAUACAACACUUAGUAUCAAGUAUUUCUUUAAUUACGAUUACCUCGAAUUUUUAGACUUACCAUCAGCAUAUUAUUGACUCCAAAUUAAUUAUAACGAAGCUGAUUAGCAUUUGUUAACUAAUAAUCAAAAUUAAAUAUUAAUUUUAUAAUACUAAAUAUUAUAUUAAGGAUUAUACUUAAAAAAUAAUAUUAUUUUUUAAUCAUGUUUUAAAGUUAACUUAUGCUUGAACUAAAUUAAUUUUAUAAUAGCAAAUAUAUUAAGACAUAUAGUUUUCAAACAAUUUUUUUCAUUUUCUAAAUAAAGGUCUAUAAUUAUUUUUAGUAAUAAAAUUAUUUUGCAUAAAUGUUUUAUUUUUAUAAUAUUCAAUUUACGAUUAAAAUCUCUGAUGGUAAUUUUGUCGUAAGUAGAAAGAUACCUAUGUUUUCUUAGUUUAUAUAUAUAUAUAUAUAAAAUUCCUGUUUGUUUUGUAAUGCCUUAAUUCAGGUUAUUGCUCCCGUAUUAUGAUUGUAACAGAAUAAAUAUAAGAAAGCUACGAAAGUGUUGUACAUACAUAAUUGAUAGUUGCAAAGAGACAUUUGAGAAAAGAAAGGUGAUUAAGGACAUAGAAUUUAUAUACAUAACGAUAAGAAUGAUUGAAUAUUUCAUUGUACUUAGCGUAUAAGUAGACUAUUUUUCUAUAAAUAUUUAGUAUUGUAUUUUCGAGUAUUAUGCUUGUACGUACAUAUUUACAUAUCAUUAUGAAAAUAUUUAUAUUUUUUUAUAAAAAUAUCUUAUACAUCUGUCUUGUGUACGUUUGUUCGAUAGAACAAUAAACAAUAUUCCAGAUGUAAUUAAAAAAUUAUUUAAUAAUCUAUGCGAUUGUGCCAAAGAAAUCGCGUUGUCUUGCUUAUUUCUUAAAAUUAUAUAUAUGCAAUUAAAACUGUAAGAAUAAAAUUAAGUAGAAAUACAGCGUGAAAUACAUUGUAUUUAUUAAUUAAAUAAACUUUUCCAUCGUUAAAACGAUAA
Messenger RNA from Monomorium pharaonis (pharaoh ant), 3748 nucleotides. Its product is annotated as angiotensin-converting enzyme 2. Gene Ontology annotation, biological process: proteolysis. The record is from RefSeq and is a predicted model, not a curated record. Bases 151 to 2307 code for a protein of 718 amino acids. Gene Ontology annotation, molecular function: metallopeptidase activity; peptidyl-dipeptidase activity. Gene Ontology annotation, cellular component: plasma membrane. The transcript has 13 exons. Lineage: Eukaryota; Metazoa; Arthropoda; Insecta; Hymenoptera; Formicidae.